UUGGAGGCGGACCGGAAACAGCGUGAGGUUACCGAGAUCUGUUCUGAAGUGUUUCAUCAGACCUCAUCCACUUUGACGUCUUCAGUUGACUUUAAAGUGUGCACACCUCUCCAUUUAGAAGAUGUUGAGAAGUGCCUCAGCUCAGAUCUUUCGGCAGGUGGUCAGGUUCAGGACCACAGACUCCAGCCUCAUCUUGGAGAGAUCAAUAAAUCGUGUGCAGCUUUUAGGCCGAGUUGGUCAAGACCCAGUGAUGAGACAAGUUGAAGGUCGUAAUCCUGUCACCAUCUUCUCAUUAGCAACUAAUGAAAUGUGGCGCUCUGGAGAGGGAGAGAUGAGCUCAACAGGUGACGUCAGUCAGAAAACAACCUGGCACCGUGUUUCCGUGUUUAAGCCUGGUUUGAGAGACGUGGCCUACCAGUACGUCAGGAAAGGGUCGAGGAUUCUAGUAGAAGGGAAACUGGACUAUGGAGAGUAUGUGGACAAGAACCAAGUCAGACGGCAGGCCACCACCAUCAUUGCAGAUAACAUUGUCUUCCUGAGUGACAACAUGCGAGACAGGACCUGAAAAUGUCCUCUUCUCAUCCGUCCAAGACUACUUCUUUUUGUACAGUUUUCUUGUGUUGAUACAAAAAUAAGACUGUGGACCUGAACGCCACCAAAAGGAAUUUUGUAUAAGGAUCCUAUACAAAGGGACAUGUUUGACUGUGACGCCUCCUACUGGUGGGAAAUAUCACUUGUGGCCUCUGAAUUUACAGAAAACACCCCUUGUUGGAAGUGUAAAUAUGCUGGUUUGAAUUGUGCUGUGUUCAUACAAUAUAUACACUCACAUACUGAUGUUUAGUGUCUGAGAAUAAUGUUAGAAGCAAGACUUGUUUCAGUUGCUUCACAUAAAUCAUCAGGAAAGUUCUGAUUCUGUUAAUGAAUGUCCCAAGAUAACUGUCAUGUACAAAUGUAUCUUUCUUUGAUCCAAGAUUCGGGAAAACCCUCCUCAUACGGUAGCUCAAGAAUUUAGAAAUAUUCUCUUGACUACAAGGGAGAUGCCAAACGUUUAACACUUCAAAUACUGCCCGUGAGUAGCUGGUUGCAUGUAUAACUGCGGACAUGUUGCCUCUGGAGAGGACAAAUCACACUCAAGAUAAGAUGUCCUCAGAAAUGUAAAGGUUUAAGGCAGUAUUAUGUCCUUCAACCUGGUCCAAUUUGAUACCAGCUGUCUAUCCUGCUCAUGCAAAAUUUUCACAAGUGAAGGUUUCACAACUUCGCAGAUGGCUGAAACAGUUGGGUGCAAAGUUGUCCAGUACGCAAAUGCAGACGAAGUGUACAGUCCAUCUUUAACUCGUUUUUUUAGAUAGUGUGCCUCCAGUAUAUACAAAUCUAAUAGUUCAUACCAGUUUAGUUUGUUUGAUGUUUCAUUUGUUUUAGUUUUCUGCUCUGUCAUGCUCUUUUCAGUUAUCUUUCUUUUCCUUCCUCAAUAGUGACUGGUUACUUAUCUCCAUUCAUCACACUGCAGUUGUUUCUUCUCUGUUUUUGGUUACUGUAAUAGUUUUUUUUUUCCCUAGAAUGUUUUGUUUAUAAAUGUGUGCGCACCUUCUGUACUCAGUAUAUUAUAUCUUUCUGUUCUUCAUAAAUGCA
Molecule: messenger RNA, 1629 nt
Organism: Sphaeramia orbicularis (orbiculate cardinalfish)
Lineage: Eukaryota; Metazoa; Chordata; Actinopteri; Kurtiformes; Apogonidae
Gene: ssbp1
Product: single-stranded DNA binding protein 1
Exons: 7
Coding region: 122-565 (147 amino acids)
Biological process (GO): positive regulation of helicase activity; mitochondrial DNA replication
Cellular component (GO): mitochondrial nucleoid
Molecular function (GO): single-stranded DNA binding
Source: RefSeq, a predicted model, not a curated record